UGAGGGCUCAGAAGCUGUUCACUCUUGCGUUUUCCACUUAUGCUGCACCAGCAGGCCGACAGUCACCACUCUGAAGAGGCCUGUGCACCCAGGACCCUCGGUAUUGCCGGGGGUGUACAGAUUCACCUGUAUUUGCCAGAAUGCCUAAACUUCUUAACAGCAUACUCAAUGUGAGUAAGGUAUUCCAGAAAUAUGCUGAACACCACGGGAAGCACGCUUUACUGAGCAAGGAGGAGUUGAAGCAGCUGCUUCUCACUGAGUUUGGAGACAUCCUUCGGAGACCAAAUGACCCAGACACUGUGGAAAUCAUUCUGGAACACUUGGACCGAGACAGAAAUGGAUAUGUUGAUUUUCAAGAAUACCUCUUGUUGGUCUUCCAAUUGGUCCAAGCCUGCCAUCGUAAGCUCGAUAGUAAGGUGUGUGGAGCUGGAACCUCCUCCCAGAAAGAACAGGGUCAGAAAGGAAUGCAGAGCCACAAGUUUCCAGAAAACAUGGGCAGACAAGAUGGGCAGAGCUCUCACCACAGCUGGUCAGAGGGACAGAGUCAGGAUGUCCAACAUGAUCAGUCUCAGAGACAAGAUAAGGACUCCCACGGUCACUCUGAGAGACAUGAUACAGACUCUCACUAUGGUCAGUCAGAGAGACAAGACAGGGAUUCCCACCAUGGUCAGUCAGAGAAAUUCCAUCAGGACUCCUACCAUAGUUGUUCUGAGAGACAAGACACAGAUUAUAGCUCUGAUCAGUCUGAGAUAGACAAUCAACACUCUAGCUCUGGUCAAAGUCUGAGUUAUAAAUCUAGCAAUGACCAGCCCAAAAGCCAAGGAUAUAUCUUUGCCUUAAAUCAGUCUGAGAACCCAGCUCAGGUUUCUCAUUAUGGCCAGUCAAAAACAUUUAGACGACAAAGCAGCCAUGGCCAGUCUGGAAGAUUCCGGCAAGAUUCUUAUUCUAGUCAAACCAGUCGACAACAACCUGGUUCUUAUGAACAAUAUGGAAAGCUUCAUCAGAAGUCAGGCAACAGUCAGACAGACAGACAGGCCCAGAAUUCUCACUAUGGUCAGCCAGACAAACAAGGGAAUAGUUUCCAAUAUGGUCAAACAGAUGGACAAGGCCAGAGUUUCCAUUAUGGUCAGACAAAGAACAAAGGACAGAAUUUUCAUUAUGGUCAGAAAGGCGGACAAAGCCAAAGUUCUCAGCUGGGUCAGACAGGAAUAAAAGGUCAGAGCUCUCACCAGGGUCAGACAGACAGACAGAAUUCUUACCAGGAUCAGACACACAGCCAGAGUUCUCAGCAGGGUCAGACAGGCAGUCAAGACCAGAGUUCACGUUGGCAUCAGACAGACAGACAGACCUAUCACCAGGGUCAGACAGGUAGUCAGGGACAGAGUUCUCAGCAGGGUCAGACAGGCAGUCAAGACCAGAGUUCACAUUGGCAUCAGACAGACAGACAGACCUAUCACCAGGGUCAGACAGGCAGUCAAGGCCAGAGUUCUCAGCUGGGACAGACAGGCAGUCAAGACCAGAGUUCACGUUGGCAUCAGACAGACAGACAGACCUAUCAUCAGGGUCAGACAGGCAGUCAGGGACAGAGUUCUCAGCAGGGUCAGACAGGCAGUCAAAACCAGAGUUCACGCUGGCAUCAGACAGACAGACAGACCUAUCACCAGGGUCAGACAGGCAGUCAAGGCCAGAAUUCUCAGCAGGGUCAGACAGGCAGUCAAGACCAGAGUUCACGUUGGCAUCAGACAGACAGACAGACCUAUCACCAGGGUCAGACAGGCAGUCAAGGCCAGAGUUCUCAGCAGGGUCAGACAGGCAAUCAGGACCAGAGUUCACGUUGGCAUCAGACAGACAGACAGACCUAUCACCAGGGUCAGACAGGCAGUCAAGACCAGAGUUCAUGUUGGCAUCAGACAGACAGACAGACCUAUCACCAGGGUCAGACAGACAGGCAAGGCCAGAGUUCUCAGCAGGGUCAGACAAGCAGAGAAGGUCAGAGUUAUCACUGUGGGCAGUCAGGGAUUGGGAAAACUGAACUUCAAGGACAAAACAGGUACUUCCAAGGAACUGAUGAAACAAGAAGACACUCAUAUGUUGAACAAUCGGGAGGGUCAGGAAAACUAAGUCAACAGACUUCAAGAGAAGAAGUGAACCAAACCCAGAGACAGAGAUUUCAGGAUAGAAGGGAUCAGAAAACCCACCACCAGGCAUGGAAGCUUGAAAAGGAUAAUCAACACAAACUCUUAGCUCAGAUACAGCAAGAAGAGCCACACUCCCACAACGAGUAUGACUGGCAAUCACAGAGUAGUGAGGAGAGCCACUGGGAAGAGAAAGAGCAUCCUCAAUUCUGGGAUAGACACAGUCUUGAGGAUCAGGAAAGUCUGUAUGAGAUGCAAACCCAUGAAGAUGAACAAAGCCAUCAGACAAAGGAUACACAAACCUAUGUAGACAAGCAGAACCAGAAAAGACAACACAGGCAAACUCAUGAAGAAAACCAAGAUCAUCGACAUGGUAGACAAACCCAUGAAGAUGAGCAAAACUAUGAGAGGAAAGACAAAGAUCAAAAUCAUCAUCAACAAUGGAAUAGACAAACUCAUGAAGAAAAUGAGAGGUAUCAAGGAUCCCAAGACCGAUUCAGAAGCUUCCCCAACAAAGAAAGAUUCCACAAGAAUGAAGAUGACCAGUGCCAGGGAUCUGAGGGAAGACAUUUCCAUCAAACCCACAGAGGUGGGAGGUCCCAAAGAAGAGAACAACAGGGCAACCACUCUACCAAAACAGCUAACUCCCCCAACCCCCUCAAUGAUUACGUACGAGAGCAAGCAGUAUAUCAGUACUAGGCUACAUGAGCACCAGGGGUAAUGAAGAAACCUACAUGCCAAUUCAUCUUUGCUUCUGUUUAAAAGGUUGAAUUUUUAUGUCAUCCUUCUCUUUCUUAUCUACCUAUAAGAAUGCUUUUGAAGAGCAAUCUAGUACUCGUUUUUUGAAAGUUCAGUUCCUUGAGUAGCAAUUCUAGAGUUAUUUGGUUGGGUGGAGUAAAUUGGGUGAACUAAUCAAUCUCCAUUUUGAUCACUUUGUGGGUUUAAAUCAUUCCUAGUUUGUUUUCAGUUUAGGUGUUACUUAAUUGAAUCAUUGAAUGGCAGAACACUCUCCCUAAAGUUUAGAAACAGGAAAAGGUACACUGAAGACUUAUACUACACUUGAAGAAAUGGAUUUGGGUAAAAUAUCAGGAACCACAAGCUUCAUAGUCUAGAUUUUGAUAAAGCACACUGAGAAGCCUUUAGGAGAGAUAGAGAUCACAGAGAGCUUUUCUGUUACUAAUAUCUCUGAAGCCUCAGGUCCUAUUGAUGGGUCAUGAGAGCUGACCAGACACCUACUAAUCCAUCACAUAGACAGAAAGUAUAUCUCCUCUGUUUGAAGAUCCCUGGUAACCCAAACUAUCAUUUCUGGAAACCUUUUCAACAAAGACCAUGUGUAGAAUAUAAAAUUAUAUUAAAACUUCAAUAAAUGAUUGGUGAGCAAUGA
Molecule: messenger RNA, 3519 nt
Organism: Cricetulus griseus (Chinese hamster)
Lineage: Eukaryota; Metazoa; Chordata; Mammalia; Rodentia; Cricetidae
Source: RefSeq, a predicted model, not a curated record